Lampris incognitus (smalleye Pacific opah) is the source of this 3185-nucleotide messenger RNA. It is a transcript of the gene scdb, whose product is annotated as stearoyl-CoA desaturase b. Gene Ontology annotation, molecular function: stearoyl-CoA 9-desaturase activity; iron ion binding; palmitoyl-CoA 9-desaturase activity. The record is from RefSeq and is a predicted model, not a curated record. Bases 417 to 1421 code for a protein of 334 amino acids. Gene Ontology annotation, biological process: response to fatty acid; unsaturated fatty acid biosynthetic process. Lineage: Eukaryota; Metazoa; Chordata; Actinopteri; Lampriformes; Lampridae. The transcript is spliced from 6 exons. Gene Ontology annotation, cellular component: endoplasmic reticulum membrane.
CACGUUAGCGUAGAAAAAAAAAUGGAUGCCAACGCCGUUGACAUAAACGAUCUCUGUUGAAACCGUUUACGUAAGUCUUGGAAACCGUCGUGAUCAAACACUGUAUGAGGGUGGAAAAAAAGACGACGACGACUUUGGAACCAGGGUGGCAAAACGUGAACAUCAGAUAAACGGGCAGCCAAUGAAAUAUUGGGAGCUCGUAGCAUCCACUUCCUCUCGACCAAUUGCUUUAAAACGACGUCGGCGCAGGGAAUCGGAUGCUUGGGCGAACCAAAACCAGCACCAGCGUCGUAACGUCGCAGGCAUCGUUGUGAUCACGCAGUAAAGACCGACCAAAAAAAAAAAGAAAAAAGUGUCUCCGGCCGCCCUGAAAGUGAGGAAAGCCGCGACACGCCGCAGUAGAUACCCUCGUCAAAAUGAUUGAAACGGAGACCAGAAGUCGCAACCACGACAAGCACCAGAACGGAGAUGCCGCGACGGAAACGUCGACGGUGGAAGAUGUUUUUGACGACACUUAUCGAGAGAAAGAGGGUCCGAAGCCACCGAGGAGACUGGUGUGGAGAAAUAUAAUUAUGAUGUCCGUUUUGCAUCUAGCAGCGCUAUAUGGACUCGUACUCAUCCCUUCCGCAUCAGUUUUAACCCUUGCAUGGUCUGUGGUGUGCUUCCUCAUCAGUGCUCUUGGUGUGACUGCCGGUGCACACAGACUGUGGAGCCACAGAUCUUACAAGGCUUCCUUUCCUCUGCGAGUCUUCCUCGCACUUGCCAACUCCAUGGCAUUUCAGAAUGAUGUCUAUGAGUGGGCCAGGGACCACCGCGUCCAUCACAAGUACUCUGAGACGGAUGCAGACCCCCAUAAUGCCAAGCGGGGGUUUUUCUUUUCCCACAUUGGUUGGCUGCUGGUCCGCAAGCAUCCUGAUGUCAUCGAGAAGGGCCGUAAACUAGACCUGUCGGACCUGAAGGCAGAUAAAGUAGUCAUGUUCCAGAGACGGAACUACAAGCUCUCCGUUGUGCUCUUAUGCUUCCUGGUGCCCAUGUUUGUGCCCUGGUAUCUGUGGGGUGAAUCCCUUGCCGUGGGGUACUUCCUCCCUGGAAUCCUGAGAUACACCCUGGUUCUCAAUGCUACUUGGCUGGUCAAUAGCGCUGCACACAUGUGGGGCAACAGGCCUUAUGACCAGACCAUUAACCCCAGGGAAAACCCAUUUGUUGCGUUCAGCGCUGUAGGCGAGGGGUUCCACAACUACCACCACACGUUCCCCUUCGACUAUGCUACCAGUGAGUUUGGCUACAGGCUGAACCUCACCACGGCCUUUAUAGACCUCAUGUGCUUCUUGGGUCUGGCCACUGGACGCAAGAGGGUGUCCAAGGAACUGAUCAUGGCUCGAAUGCAGCGAACAGGUGACGGGAGCUAUAAAAGUGGCUGAGUUAUGCAAGUUACUGAUGCUGUAACUCAUGCCAACUAGUUAAACCAAGAGAGAUCGUAGCAAAAGUAAUAGCAGCAUUUUGGUGGGGCCGUAGUUUGGCAGUGGUGAUUGCCAUGGUUGAUAUCUCUGCUUCUGUUCAUGAGUUAAACCUAUUCCUGAGUUCCUGAGACUAAUGUUGGCUUUAAAUGGUCCCAGACCCUUUCAUAAGGUGUGAAUUUUUUAUGUUUUAAAAUGUCUUUUCCAACUAUUGGCCACAGCCAGUAUCAUGGCGAGGCGUGUAAGCACAGCUUUUUCACCUGCCAUAAUAUCAAGCAGGUAGUAGAAAAGUGAGGGGGGAAAAAAAACCAGCAGAAUGGGAUUGAAAUGGCCUCGGUGAGAACAUAACAGCCGUAUGGUCUGGACAGGGUAUCAAGGCAGUGAUUAGAGAAUAUUAACCUCUUAUUUAUUCAUGUGCUAUUUAUUAAUCCUUUUGCAGCACUUUGAAAUUGUUUAGUGAAAACGUCAGCAGUGAAGUUCCCUUGCUUUAUGACCAAAGCAGGCAAGAUCUAAUCAUGUGUCUGCUCACUCUGGGCUUCAUGCCCUAACCUGUCAGGAUCAAUGCGUAGCGCUUUGCUUCAUUCCAGAGAAGGUGAAGUUAAAUUAUUGUUUUACAGUCAAAAUUCUUCUUUAUUUUUGUAAAGCCGGUAGACUUAUCGAACCAUAAGCUGCUGUGUUUUACCGCCAAAUACUCAAGACAUUCAAUGCACUAUUGAACUGCCCCCAUUUAUCACACCUGACAACACUGGCAAAACCGCAGUUUAGCUGCAUAUAUACUUUGAUAGUAAUUACACACCAGUUGUCUCCUGUCCAAGGUGCUCUUGAUGAAAGUCUUCUGAGGAGAAUAAAGUUCUCUUGAUCUUACCACUUGUGUAUGACACAAUUUAUACCGCUGGUUGGGUCGUGAAGGUGCCUGGGACUUCUGUUAAGAUACCUGAAGCACUGGUUGUGCACCACCUUUACUGAGACACUUUUACACUGAGGCGUGGAAACAGACUUCUCACCUAUGAUCUAAACAGAGAGAAUCGUUAACUUUCCAUUUGGUAUUUUUUACCACAGUUGAGGAAAUGAGACAGGUACGACUGUCUCGCUUUUCUCUCCCUCAGACAAGGCCAAUAAGGCACGCACAGCAGGUGCAUUUACUUAUGCUGUUGUCUCAUAUUAUGAAAACAUCAUAGUCAGGACUUUGCCUACAUGCCUUAUUAGGGUAUUGCACUUUUGUCGUUGCACAUCUAGGCAGGUCAGUCUAACUAAAGACUAGUGCAAAUUAGGGAAGUGAAUUAGGGCUAAGAGAGUUGUCACUAUUCUGCCGUGUCUACACUGUAUGUAAGAAACACAAGCAUGACUGAAAUCCUUCAUAAUUUAGGAUGAAUGAGAGGGACCACAUAAAGAAGUCUCAUGGUUGGUUAAAAAAAAAAAUUCAACUUUUUCAUUGGUAAACAAAGACUCUGUUCUGAGACAACUUCCAAAUCUAUUAUCUUAUUAAGAAUAUUGUGAAAAUAAUUGUCACACUUGCUCUUUCAGUGCAAUUACUUUUUUACAGUGUUAACUUCUUGAAGUUUGAAUGCCUUAAAAAAAACUGGCACAUUUUUUCAAGGAAUGUUUUACCCACUGUAUAAAGCCGUAAAUAAACCAAAUUUUCUACUUGUAGGAAAGUAUGUUUGCUGUCAUUUUGUUGAGAUUCUGUAAUGCUCCUUAUUCCUAAACCUGAAUAAAAAUAGAUUGUUG